Molecule: messenger RNA, 1138 nt
Organism: Carassius gibelio (silver crucian carp)
Lineage: Eukaryota; Metazoa; Chordata; Actinopteri; Cypriniformes; Cyprinidae
Product: mucin-3A-like
Exons: 19
Coding region: 182-1138 (318 amino acids)
Source: RefSeq, a predicted model, not a curated record
AUAUAUGUGAUGGACAAUGACCUUAGCAGAGCAAAGAGGAAGCUUUUAAAGGCAAAGUAUCUGCAAAGGAAGGCUGUGUGUUUAACACAUGCACAGGGAUUUGCCAUAUUCCCUCUUCUUCAUGUCUCUAAGAUUAACUGAAACUUGGUCCGGUCUCGUCAGUUAACUUUUAUGGGCCAUUAUGUCUCAAGGACUGAGGCGUGCACCAAAAAAGAAAAAUUAUGCAGACUACAUCCAAGAUAUCAGCUCAUCAGACUACUUGAUCCCAUCACCACCACCACCACAGAACUACCGAGUUUGUACUUUCCCUGAGCCACCCAAAAAAUAUGAUACGGCCUCCAAACCUAGCACUGCCUCAGUACCAAAAAAUAAGAAGGGAAAUAAGCCGAUGAAGAGGGUCCAUUCAAAAAUGGAUCCAGCAGAAAUCUUUUCUGAGGACCUUUUUUCAACUCCACCUACUACAAAUCCUUGGACUAAGCAGCUUUCAGGACAGAGCGCCAAUCCAGGACUCCUCAAAGCAGAAUUUCCCAAGCUUCCAGGACUGAGCGCCAAUCCAGAAGUCCUCAAGUCAGAAACCCACAAGCUUCCAGGACUGAGCGCCAAUCCAGGACUCCUCAAAGCAGAAUUUCCCAAGCUUCCAGGACUGAGCGUCAAUCCAGAAGUCCUCAAGUCAGAAACCCACAAGCUUCCAGGACUGAGCGCCAAUCCAGAAGUCCUCAAGUCAGAAACCCACAAGCUUCCAGGACUGAGCGCCAAUCCAGAAGUCCUCAAGUCAGAAACCCACAAGCUUCCAGGACUGAGCGCCAAUCCAGAAGUCCUCAAGUCAGAAACCCACAAGCUUCCAGGACUGAGCGCCAAUCCAGAAGUCCUCAAGUCAGAAACCCACAAGCUUCCAGGACUGAGCGCCAAUCCAGAAGUCCUCAAGUCAGAAACCCACAAGCUUCCAGGACUGAGCGCCAAUCCAGAAGUCCUCAAGUCAGAAACCCACAAGCUUCCAGGACUGAGCGCCAAUCCAGAAGUCCUCAAGUCAGAAACCCACAAGCUUCCAGGACUGAGCGCCAAUCCAGGACUCCUCAAAGCAGAAUUUCCCAAGGUUAGUAUGGACAUGUUUUGCCAGAGUAGUCAGAAUUUGAUCUGA